Molecule: messenger RNA, 4695 nt
Organism: Brettanomyces bruxellensis
Lineage: Eukaryota; Fungi; Ascomycota; Pichiomycetes; Pichiales; Pichiaceae
Gene: MYO2
Product: Myosin type-2 heavy chain 1
Exons: 1
Coding region: 1-4695 (1564 amino acids)
Biological process (GO): vesicle transport along actin filament; actin filament organization
Cellular component (GO): myosin complex; actin cytoskeleton; vesicle
Molecular function (GO): microfilament motor activity; ATP binding; actin filament binding
Source: RefSeq, a predicted model, not a curated record
AUGGCAUCCAACUUCGAACCAGGAACUCGAUGCUGGAUUCCUGAUGAGGCUGAAGGUUGGCUUGGAGUGGAAGUUAAAGAAGUUACCCAUGAAAACAAGAAGUAUCAACUUCAUUUGAUUACAGAUGAUGGUUCGAACGAAAUUAAUUUGGAGUUACCAUCACUCGAUGAUGGCACUAAAAAUCUUCCUUUACCAAGAAAUCAAGUUGAAGCUGUUGAGGAUCUUACAGAGCUCUCUCAUUUGAAUGAACCUUCGGUUCUUAAUGCUAUUCGAACACGUUAUGCGCAGUUGAAUAUAUACACAUAUUCCGGAAUUGUUCUUAUAGCUAUCAAUCCCUUCCAAAGGAACGAUGAGCUCUACUCUCAACAUAGAAUACAGAGGUACGCGUUCAAGCGUCGCGGUGAAGAGGAGCCACAUUUAUUUGCAAUUGCUGAAGAAGCUUAUAGAUGUAUGAUAAAUGAACGUCAGAAUCAGUCGAUCGUCGUUUCCGGUGAAUCUGGUGCCGGUAAGACUGUUUCGGCUAAAUAUAUUAUGAGAUAUUUUGCAUCUGUUGAGACAGAUGAAAAGAAGCAUGACAUGUCUGAUACCGAAAAGCGUAUUUUGGCCACGAAUCCUAUUAUGGAGUCAUUUGGUAACGCCAAAACCACACGAAAUGAUAAUUCAUCCCGAUUUGGUAAAUACUUGGAAAUUCUUUUCGACAAAGAUGUUGUGAUUUGCGGUGCAAGAAUUAGAACAUAUCUUUUGGAGAGAUCUAGAUUGGUGUUCCAGCCCAAAACCGAAAGGAACUACCACAUUUUUUAUCAGAUAAUGGCUGGACUCGAUGCUGACACAAAGAAAGAAUUUGGUUUGUCUUCAAUUGAUGAUUUUCAUUACUUAAAUCAAGGAGGUGCUCCGAUCAUCGACGGCGUUGAUGACAGUAAAGAGUUUGAAGAAACUUGCCGAGCCCUAUCAUUGGUUGGCAUCGAUGAAGUUAAGCAGAAGGAUAUCUUUAAAAUCCUUGCCGGUUUGCUGCACAUCGGUAACAUUAAUAUUCAGAAGACUAGAUCGAGCGCAAUCCUCUCUUCUGAUGAUCCAAACUUGCAAAAAGCAAGUGAAUUAUUGGGAUUGGAUGCGGAGAAUUUUGGUCGUUGGAUCAUCAAGAAGCAAAUCAAUACGCGUUCCGAGAAGAUCAUCUCAAACUUGAACUAUGAACAGUCUGUUGUUGCCAGAGAUUCUGUUUCCAAGUUUAUAUAUGCGUCAUUAUUUGACUGGCUCGUUCAAUUUAUUAAUGCUGAUCUAUGUUCGCCUGAGCUAGAGGACAAGAUUGCAACAUUUAUCGGUGUGUUGGAUAUUUACGGUUUCGAGCAUUUCAAAAAGAACUCGUUUGAACAAUUCUGUAUCAAUUAUGCCAACGAAAAGUUACAACAGGAGUUCACACAGCACGUGUUUAAGCUUGAGCAGGAGGAGUACGUUAAAGAGGAGAUUGAAUGGUCGUUCAUAGAGUUUUCGGAUAACCAGCCAUGUAUCAAUGUGAUUGAGGGCAGACUUGGUGUUUUGGAUCUUUUGGAUGAGGAAGCUCGUCUGCCUUCUGGUAAUGAUCAGCAGUGGAUUGAUAAGAUGUAUCAGUCGUUACUUAAGAAACCCACGGACGAUGUUUUCCACAAGCCACGUUUCAGUAAUGACAAGUUUAUUAUUUCUCACUAUGCUUUGGAUGUGACUUAUGAUUCGGAAGGUUUUAUCGAGAAAAAUAGAGAUACUGUGUCUGACGGGCAACUGGAGACAUUGAAGGCCACUAAAAAUGAGUUACUGGCCGAUAUCCUAUCUACUCUUGAAAAGAAGACCGAGAGCUUAGAUAAGAAGCCAAAACGGAAUAGAAGAAUGGGAGCAAUGAGGAAGCCAACGCUUGGAAAUAUCUUCCGUUCAUCUUUGAUCGAUCUUAUGAAGACAAUCAAUUCCACCAAUGCGCACUAUAUCAGAUGUAUAAAACCAAACGAGGCGAAAAAGGCCUGGGAGUUUGAUCCACUGAUGGUUCUUUCCCAGUUAAGGGCAUGCGGUGUUUUGGAGACCAUUAAAAUUUCUUGUGCGGGAUUCCCUUCGAGAUCCACAUAUCUGGACUUCUUGGUGAACUUUGCAGUUCUCCUUCCUACAGAAGAAAGAGAGCAGUUUUUGAGGGGUGAGGGAACUGUCGAGGAAGCGAAGGCAGCAACCAGAAAGUUGCUGAGUGACAAGAUUAAUGACGAUCACAAGUACCAGAUCGGUAAGACCAAGGUGUUCUUUAAGGCAGGAAUACUUGGUGUGCUGGAAAAGAUGAGGUCGCACAAGAUCAGAGACUCUGCUAUAAUAAUACAAAAGAAUAUGCGUGCUCACUAUAUCCGCAAGCAGUAUUUGGAGGCUAUUAGUUCGUUAUACUCGGCCCAGGCUGCUAUUAGGGGAUAUUUGGCAAGAUCUAGAAUUAGCAGGAUGUUAAAGACCGAGUCUGCAAUCAAGAUCCAAUCGUUGAUUAGAGGAAGUGUUGUGAGAUCCCAGUUCAACAAGGCAAUAUACUCCUUGGUCUUGCUUCAGGCUGCACUUCACGGUGCAUAUGUAAGGAACGACAUUCUCAGAAGCGUGAGAUACCAUUCAGCAAUCUCCAUUCAGUCUGCACUUCGUGGAUUUUCUGCCAGAAAAAGAUAUCAGCACGUUGUCCAUUCGGCCAUUGUCAUUGAAUGUUGUGGCCGGAGAUUGUUGGCUAAGAAGAAGUACAAUAAGCUCCGUGCUGAAGCAAAGUCUUUGAACAAGAUGAAGGAGGUUCAGUAUGGCUUGGAGAACAAGGUGAUUGAGUUGACGCAGAACCUCACAAAUAAGGUCGAAGAGAACAGGAAGUUGAUGUCUCAGAUCGAGGAGUUGCAGCAAGUCCUAGCCACGACUAGAGACCAAGAGACAGAGUUGAAGCAGAAGCAGGUUAAGAUGUCCACUGAGUACAACACAGAGAUCUCGGGUCACCAGAAGAAGGUUGCGGAAUUGAAUGACCAGAUCUCGCAGUUGAAGCAUGAGUACGAGGAUGCCAAGGUGAAGGUGGAGGAAAUGACUAAGGCACAGUCUAAUUUGAGAGAAGAGCUCACGAAGAAUGUCGAGGACUUGAAGAAGGCACAGGAUGAACUUGAUUCGAGCAAAAAGGAGAAUGAAACUCUUCACGGAUCUAUCGAAAGGCUUCAAAAGGACCUCGACAGCUUACAGAAGAGACUUGCCACCGCUGCAGUUGCUGGUGGUGCUGCUGAUGCAUACGUGUCUUCCACAAGUUCGUCACCUGUGCGUAGAAAUGUUCCUAGAUCACCAACAACAGGAAACUUUGAGCCACGCCCAGCUUCCAUAUUUGCAACUGCAAGUAAGGAAGAAAACAGUUUGGAGGCCAUCAAUACGGAGCUUUGGACUUUACUUAAGGAUGCCAAGACUCUUCAUAAGGAAGUUGUUGAAGGCUUGCUAAAGGGACUUCGCUUGCCAGCAGCUUCUGUUGCUUCUGAGCUAACGAGGAAGGAGGUUUUGUUCCCUGCCAGAAUCAUAAUCAUUAUCAUUAGCGAUAUGUGGCGUUUAGGUCUGACACACGAGUCUGAGACAUUUCUCGGCGAGGUUUUGUCUGUCAUUCAGGGAAUUGUUGGCUCUCUUAAAGAUGACGAUGUUAUCGCCCAUGGCUCGUUCUGGUUAACAAAUGUCCAUGAGCUUUACUCAUUUGUUGCAUAUGCUCAAUCUACUAUUAUCGGAAACGAUGCCAUCUCCAAGGACAUGACGGACUCAGAAUACGAUGAGUACCUCAAGUUGGUUGCAGUGGUCAAGGAGGACUUCGAGUCUCUUUCCUACAACAUCUAUAACAUGUGGAUGAAGAAGAUGCUCAAGGGUCUAGAGAAAAAAUGUAUAUCAGCAGUUGUCUUGGCCCAGGCGUUGCCAGGAUUUGUUGCACCUGAGUCUCCAUCACCUCUCAUUUCCAAGAUGUUCCAUAAUGAGCCUAAGUACAAGAUGGAUGACGUGCUUACGUUUUUCAAUACCGUGUACUGGUCUCUGAAGGCAUACUUUGUUGAGCCUCAGGUUAUUAAUAACGUCAUCAUAGAACUUCUUAAGUUUGUGGAUGCCGUCUGCUUCAAUGAUUUGAUUAUGAGAAGAAACUUCCUCUCGUGGAAGAGAGGCCUCCAGUUGAACUAUAAUGUUACCAGACUGGAAGAAUGGUGCAAAGCGCAUGAUAUCCAAGAUGGUUCUACAUACCUGGCGCAUUUAUUGCAGGUUUCCAAGUUGCUACAGCUUAGAAAGAAUACCCCAGAUGACAUUGAAAUCAUCUAUGAGAUAUGUUACGCUUUGAGACCGGUCCAAAUUCAGAAGUUGAUAUCCCAGUAUCAUGUUGCAGAUUACGAGACCCCAAUAUCGCCUGUUGUGACAAAGGCUUUGGCUGAUCGUGUCAAGAAGGAAGGUGGAUCAACUGAUUUCUUUGAGCCAUUGAAUGCGGAGGGUCAUUUCGAAGAUCCAUUCCGUCAUAUUGAGCUUAGACCUUUCCACCGUGUCGAGGCAUAUGUUCCAGCAUGGUUGAAUGUUCCAGUUAUCAGAAGAAUAGUCGAGUUGGUUACAAAGAACGCUACUAUUCAGGAAGCCCUACAAAAGCAACAGGUGCUUAAGCAAGAAGAGAAGGAGGUGGAAGUUUUACAAAGAGUUAGAGAGGAAACUGAGAGCUACGUGGAUGGAAAUGGGUUUUAA